Messenger RNA from Daldinia caldariorum, 1290 nucleotides. RefSeq lists its product as uncharacterized. NCBI's taxonomy places the organism in Eukaryota, Fungi, Ascomycota, Sordariomycetes, Xylariales, Hypoxylaceae. The transcript is spliced from 3 exons. The record is from RefSeq and is a predicted model, not a curated record. Gene Ontology annotation, biological process: proteasome assembly. Bases 157 to 609 code for a protein of 150 amino acids.
AUUGGAUGGAAGUUACCCCUAAGCUCCCAUACCUAAGUACCUAAAGUACCUCCAUCCCAAUAACAAAUCUAUUUUCAUACUUCACUUAUUAGACCCUCUAGUCAAAGUUCAUCUAAAUUCAUAAAGGAGUUCAGUAACUCUUGGAAGCAUAUCAAAAUGGCGGAGGCCAUUCAUGAACCCAUCCAACUUUCAUUCCCCUUGCCGAAGUCUUUGGAUACACGGAUCCAUCUGCGAUUGGACAUUAAGUCAAAGGUUAUUACAUUGUUUCUCACAACUGUUGCUGCAGACGAGGAAGAUCAAGCAGCUCCUCUAGGAUCUUUUGUCUAUGCUUUACCGGACAAAUAUAACCCAAGCCAGCCGCUCUCAACAACUAUCUUCGCUGUAGAAGCUACAUUAGAGUUUACUACACGCCUGGCUAAAAUUCUAGCCAAGAAGACGCAGAUGCCAGUGUAUGUGGGUAAUUCCAUCAGCUUCGCCAACACCGGACUGGGUGGCACGGUAGAGGAGGAAAUGGAAGCUUUGAAAAAAGUCGUCGACGUUUCACUUGAUAAACUUCAAGGCGUUAUCAAAGUACCUAGCGCCCUACCAAACGGAACAGGUAGUUCUUGAGAAAAUUAUCAACACGUAUAAUGACUACCUAGAGAUUAUCUACUUACUGGUAUUGAUACUCUCGUCCGAAAUCUCGUAUCGCCGGUAUUCCGGAAAGCGAAAUCAGUUAUGCAAGCUUCUUGAAAGGUAGCCGAGGGUCUUUCAACAUACAGGCUUCAAGAAAUUUUCGACUUCAGAGAGCUGUCUGAGCGUCGAGUACCAUACAUAGGUAUCAAUAGGCUAUAGACUGUAUAAGUUACUACGCAAGAUUAUUCUCUAUGGACAUGGAGAUAUACUAAACCUUCUAAAGGGUAUGAUGACUUGGUUUUAAGCAGAAAUUAGCGUCUUAAGAUGUAGGAAAUCGGCCCUUAUAUCAUCAACCUAUGGGGCGUAAAACAUUUACCGUGUCGGAUUUAUCUACUUCCACUUCAGAGUUUACAGAGUCUUAGAGACAUCAAUGGUCUUAUUGAACCUAAUAUGAUUAUUAUAAGGCUGAGUUUAAGGACUGUCUCAGAUUUAGUUCACCUACCUCAGGUACACCUAGAGUAACUGUGCUAGACCACCUGAUAUGAGAAUCACGGGCACUUCUAAAACUUUCAUGUCAACCUUUGUUCAAUAUGACCUAUAAUCGGAUAUGGACUAUACACCGUAUCCUCUAUCUAUUUAAACCACCCGAUAUUAUAUUUAGCUCAUAAACAGCGG